UAUGAUGUAUGCAUAUUUGAUUAAAAUCAACAUGGAAAUUAGUCAAAUAGUAAAAAAUAAUGAGAUCAUUGGGAACUCAGUACUAAUAUCAGUAGCGACAUGGCAACAGCCGAGCCAUUACAAACGGCUAGCAACAGCAAAUAGUGAGAAAUGUGUGAGUGCGUAUGUUUGUUACUUGGGUGCCCAUACAUAAGAGACUGCAGCUAAGUACAGGAGCUAAGAACCUGGCAUGAAAGGAUGGCGAUAGCAUAUCACGGUGUUCAGAAGCAGUGCCAUUACCACGCUGACUCCACAGCCUACUACUGCUACGUCUUCAGGUGAUAAGCAAAGAAAAAGAAGAGAUUUAUGCGCUGGAUAUGUCUUUGAUUCUCAGUAAAAGACCUCGAUAAUUUACGCAAAGCAGCGAAGUCGUGCAAGAUAUUUUGGGCCUUUGAGAAAAACUUGAGUCGGAAUUCGACUGUAGAACUUAUAAGGCUUUUGGAAGUGCCUUCGAUAGUCGAACGUCUUACGAUUCUAGUUAAUAACCAUACAUCAUAACCACACCAAGAUGCAUGUCAACCGGAGUUUAUUACCCAUCAAACUACAUUACUUCCUAAGAUAUGCAGGCUCUGCAUUUCUGGUAAUGGUUCUCCCUCUGAUAGCAAGGCAGAAGGGGGUAACACCUCAGGGCAUCGGGUUCCUAUGGAGUACAAUGCCCAUUGUUGGCUUGAUCGCCACCAGCGUAUCAGGGGCAUCUGCAGAUUAUUUCCGAGCACAUCGCACUGUGUUCUUGUGUUCUCUUGUCUUCCUUACCACGGGAAUCAUGGCAGCUUAUGGCCUUCCAAGCCUCCCACUUGAUGAAGGAAACACUAGUAAUGUCCUUCAGGAUAUCAGUGCCAAGUUUCCAAGUCCUCCACUUGAUGAAGAAAAUGCUGGAAAUGUUCUUCGAAGUAUCGGUGCCCAAUUCACUAAUUUUUCUGCAAACGAAGAGCACAUCCGCCAUGGCCUCAUGAACCCUGAACAGACUGAAGAUAGUUCAGCCUCUAAUAGAACGGGCCUGCAGUUUCCAUCAGUUACUAAUCUCCUCCAGGACAGGAUUGACCCAGAACUGAUCAUCGAGGAAGGACAGUUCCCUUCUCCAGUUUCGAGAGACUUCUCAGACUCCGAAGAUUCUUCAGCACUAUCUUACCUCAUGAAGUAUCCGCAGUUCUGGUUGAUAUUUGGGGCUCUAUUGAUUGAACAGAUGGGCCUCAGUACCUGCGUAACGAUCACGGACGCUGUUUGUUUACAAAUUCUUGGAAGCGAAAGACACAAAUAUGGUCAGCAGCGACUUUGGGGAACCAUUGGCAUGGGCCUCUUCUCGGUCAUCACAGGAGCUCUGGUAGACCUUUACUCCAACGACCUACCUCAAACCGACUACCUUCCGGCAGUGAUUAUCUGUGUUGUGCUCAUGACGUCAGACAUGGUUCUUGUGUCUAGAAUGAAAAUCUCAUCCUCAAAAGAGAGCAUAGUAAAAAUGGGGGAUGUUGGGAGUGUUAUCGUUCGGCCUCAAACCUUGCUUUUCUUUGUAACGGCCUUCGUUAUGGGAACAUCCUUAGGUCUUCUAUGGGUGUUCAAGCUGAUGUAUAUCGAAGACGUGUCCAUUGCGUGGGACCCAGACUUUGCAAACUUGAAACUCCUGCAAGGACUAGAUAUAGGCAUUGAGACAUUCGGAGGAGAAGUUCCUUUCUUCUUCCUCUCAGGAACGCUCAUAAAACGCCUUGGAUACAACGUGAUAUUUGCUGGAUGCCUGGGGACUCUAGCCAUAAGGUGCUGUCUUUACUACACUUUAAGUAAUCCUUGGUUGUUCCUACCAGUUGAGUUCCUCAAUGGCAUAAGCUAUGCCUUAUUCCAUGCCUGCAUGGCAGCUUAUGCCAGUCACCUGGCACCACCUGGGGCACAGGCAACUCUCCAGGCACUGGUCAGAGCUUUAUUUUUGAUAGGACAGUCGACGGCAGGUUUUCUAGGAGGGGUCCUGUUCCAGUCUGUUGGAGGAGCUGUGAUGUUUUUGAUCGUCGGAAUUUUCGAUGCUGUUUUCUGCAUGAUUUUUUUGUGUUCUCAGUUCCUGAUCACAAAAUACUGCCCAUCCGAGAAGUUACAAGGUUUUGUUUAUGACGGCUCAAGCAGUUCAUCGACAACCUCAGCGAGAGACUCAUCAAAAAAUCCUCAAAAAGAGAAGAACGUAAGAGAAGAAAAGGACGCCCGGAAAUCCCUGUUAGAAGACGUUUAAUGCCAUGAGUUAGUCAGCCAUGUUAUUAAGAAUCAUUUAGAAAUCGGUACAACACUGAGUUGGUCCUGGAAAAGGAUGACUAGUUCGUUGCGAUGAAAAAGAAAGUAGAGCAGAUUUCGGUUUUAUAUCAGUAAGAAACAUGACUGAGAAUCUUUAACAACUCUUGUAAUAUAUAAUACAUAACUAAACCGCAAUAUACCAUACUGUUAUUUUCUUGUGAACGCGAAAAAAUCUCAUGACGUACACUUCUUAACUUAUAAGUGUAAAAUUUGCUUAAAGGGCUUAAUGCGUAGUCUGUUCAGGUAAUUAACUCGCGUAUGGGCGUUUUAUAAAUAGAUUUUUUUAUUUAUAUUUAUUUGCAAUUGCAUAGGUAAAUAUUAUCCGGUUCAUUUGUAUUCAUAAUACAAAUCGUUUAUUAUCCUACAUGAAUUAUAAUCUUGGUAGAUUCCUAUCAAAAAAGAUUUUGCUAAGAUGUUUAAUUUUCUAAGUAUGUUAUAUCAUUGAUACAUUUUUAUAAUGUGUAUAUUUGUGUAAAAGCUCUGGGACUCUGACAGUCUCUAACCAAAAAGGAGAUAUCGUAGGACUUUACUACAUUUUUUCCCUUAAACUUAAGGUUGUCAGAGAAGCAAGUACUUAUUCUAAAUGUCCUGUUUUACGGAAUGGCCUUUCAAGUACGACCAGGCUAUCACUCUCAGUAUUAAUACUAGUCUUUUUCACAUUUCUUUUAUUAAGCUGUUUUGCCUGACAAUACCAGGUUCGAAGUUCGGAAUUA
This is a messenger RNA of Macrobrachium nipponense, 3020 nucleotides long. Its product is annotated as major facilitator superfamily domain-containing protein 6-like. The transcript has 7 exons. The record is from RefSeq and is a predicted model, not a curated record. The coding region runs from base 548 to 2248 and encodes 566 amino acids. Lineage: Eukaryota; Metazoa; Arthropoda; Malacostraca; Decapoda; Palaemonidae. Gene Ontology annotation, cellular component: membrane.